Suillus discolor is the source of this 340-nucleotide messenger RNA. RefSeq lists its product as uncharacterized. The coding region runs from base 134 to 340 and encodes 68 amino acids. The record is from RefSeq and is a predicted model, not a curated record. Gene Ontology annotation, molecular function: FAD binding. The transcript has 2 exons. Lineage: Eukaryota; Fungi; Basidiomycota; Agaricomycetes; Boletales; Suillaceae.
GCAAAUCAUCCCUCACUACUACGGGUUAAGAUGACCAGUAUACUGGUGGCCUUUCAUUAGAGGUGCAAAAGCUAUCUGAAGCUAAUUCAUCGUCUCCGUCACUUUAUCAUUCUCAAAAUCCUUCAAGCAGACAAUGUCUCUCCCCAAGAACACAACUGUGCUUAUUGUGGGUACAGGCCCCGCAGGUCUCAUAGCUGCUCUUGCUCUUGUUCACAACAGGUGUUAUGACAUUAUUAUCGUGGAUACCGUAGGCGAAGGAUCCAAUUCAUCGAGGUCAUCGCCAUACACACUAUGCAACCAUCGAGAAAGCAUCAAUGUCGCAGAUGAGUUACUGUCUUGA